Linnemannia hyalina is the source of this 1578-nucleotide messenger RNA. Lineage: Eukaryota; Fungi; Mortierellomycota; Mortierellomycetes; Mortierellales; Mortierellaceae. The record is from the annotation of a GenBank genome assembly.
AUGGGGUUUAUUGACUACCAGGUCUGGGUGGCGGAUGGAGUGAGUUUGGUCGAUAUUGAGCAACAGCUGAUCAAGAGUAAAAUCGAGACGAUCUAUGGCCUGCCCGAUCCAUGCAACUCGGCCUACUUGCGCCAUGCCUGUUCCGUCGCUUACCCCCGUCCAGUCUCGAACGGCUUUGGCAACAGCUAUAAUGUCCUUUUCGCUUGCAAGUCCUCGUGCCAGUCAGUGCUAGACUCUUGCACGGCCAACUUUGAGCUCCUGGGCAUGACCGACAUGCUCCCCAACUGUGCCGCCGCCGUCCCCAACACCGACAAAUACCCCGGCGGAGCUGUCCUGCUCCAGAAUGAUGGCUCUUGCAACGCCCUCCCCACCAAGAGCAUGAACGCGACAUGCAUGGUGCCAUUGACAGAGUGCGUCUCCCCCUUCAUCGUGGAUACAGUCUUCAAGACAACCAACGGACAACAAAACACCGACGACGCCAACUGUGCCUGUGGAUGCUGUCUCCCCUGCCCCCAAACCGAUAACUACUACAAAGCCGAUCUUCUCAAAACAGGAUUCUUUGUCACCGAUGUCCUCAAGGCCGUCUCUGCUGUCCUCGCCCUUGUCCUUGCUAUCUCCUAUAUCGUCCUCCCCGAUAAGCUGCAGCACCCUUCCAACUUGAUUCUCUUUGCCUCGAUCUCCACCGCCAUCUUUUGUGCCGCUGUAGCUCCAUCCUUUGGUGAUGCUACUCGUGUCCAGUGUGCCGCCAACGGUGUCUCGCCCGCGACGUCCUACAACAACACGCUUUGUACUAUCCAAGGAGCCUGGUUGCUCUUUGGCGCUAUUGCGACUACCGCCUGGUUGUCGAUCGUCAUCAUCAACUUGCAUCUACACACAGUCUGGAACUCGGACUGGUUAUCGAGAAAGGCCUGGUUGUCGCAUGUCAUUGGAUGGGUCAUCCCUGCAGCCUUUGCGGCCAUCGCCGUCAUCACCAACUCGCUUGGCUGGAGCAACUCGUCCAUGUGCAUGGCUUCUAUAGACACUGCUGCUGUGCUGUUGUUUGCCCCUCUGGGAUUGAUCAUGAUCCCCUCCACCUUGCUCCACAUUGGUACCUUUGCUCAUAUUAUCCGAAUUACCUUGCAGGCCGAGAACUCGGAAACCGUCUCCCACUCUACUCUUUCUUCCGGCCGUGCCGCAAGGAUCUCUCACCGUCGCCACGUCAUGAACGCCAUCCGCAUCCAGUGGCGUGCCGCCGUCCUGGCACUCGUUAUCUCGUCCUCGGUCCUUAUUUACUGGUCCUUCUACGUCGUCGAAGGCUCUAAGACCGACACCACCUGGAUGAGCACCUGGCAGUUGUGCAUCUUCAACAGACUCGGCAACCAGGAAGAAUGCGGCGCCAAGUACGCACAGGGCCAUGUCCCCGAUUUCAUCUUCAUGAUGAUUACCGAGGGAUUGGUCAGUACGACGGGUUUGUGGGUCUUCUUGCUGUUCUUCAAGGGAACACUUGUCUCGGAGUGGAAGGAGUAUAUGAGUGGAUGGAUCUGUUGCGGUGGACGGAGGAGCCGGAGACGGGAAGAGGACGAGUUCUAUGUCAUCUAA